Molecule: messenger RNA, 5258 nt
Organism: Passer montanus (Eurasian tree sparrow)
Lineage: Eukaryota; Metazoa; Chordata; Aves; Passeriformes; Passeridae
Gene: SRSF11
Product: serine and arginine rich splicing factor 11
Exons: 12
Coding region: 3410-4294 (294 amino acids)
Biological process (GO): RNA splicing
Cellular component (GO): nucleoplasm
Molecular function (GO): RNA binding
Source: RefSeq, a predicted model, not a curated record
CUCCCCCUUGCCGGUGUCGUCGCGCGUGUGCUUUGUAAAGUUCCACGACCCCGACUCGGCCGUGGUGGCCCAGCACCUGACAAACACUGUGUUCGUUGACAGAGCCCUCAUAGUCGUUCCCUAUGCUGAAGGUUUGUAACUUGUUUGGUGUUCUACGGGGCCACCUUUGGGUGGUGGUUGGUUCCUGUCUAGUGCACAGAUUUUAACAGUAGUCCUAUGUCAAACACGUCAGAUUGCCAUUCUGAAACCCUUGGUAUAUUGCCUUUGGCCCCUGCAUUUGGUCACUUUGUUUCCAUAGUGACACCAAAUCGAAGUGGAAAGUUUUGUGUGUCUUGAAGUGUAGAAUGAGAACAUUUUAGGCAGAAUUCUAUGCCAAUUUUGCUCUGUGUCAGUCUCAGUGAGACAUUUUCCCAAACAGAUUGUAAUGCAAUCAGGUCAAUAUUUUAAGGAAAUUUUACCUUAAUGAUUGUUUGCCACUCUCACUCUCUUCAUGAGAACGGUUUCUCCCUCCCUGAGAGUGCACGGGAGAGGAAUGAACAUUCCUUUGGGCUAUGCUGCCACUGCAUUUAUUUGGGAACAUCCCCAAAAAAAGGCCCUCACUCUCCUUGUGGAGUCCAGUAUACCAAGGGUUUGAAUAAUUACGGUUUAACUCAAAAGUGACAACUUCCAAGAGGUGCCACAUGGGCACUGGUCCUAGUUUUUAAUUCCAAGUUUUCUUGUUCAUCCUUGAUAUAUUUAAUAGAAUUUCACUAAAUAAUAAACUCUUCUCUCUGUUAUUUGUGUGUGUGAUUUUUGUAGUGGAGAAGGCAAAUGCAAAGCCCUUCCAGAUGACUGAAAAACAGUGGGUCCUCUGCAGCUACAGGGGAUUCUAGCCAUUAACUAAAGGCCAGCAAGCACUCAAGUCCCCAAGUGUUUUCCUGGUGUAACCACUUGUUAACUACAUUUUCUCUUCUUCUUUUUAUUUUUACAUUUUAGGGUGUUACAGUAAUUUCAAAGGCAAUGAGCAGGGUUUUUGGAACUUACCUUAAAAGCAAAGUGCUGAGAAGACACCUCUUCUUACAGAAGUCUUAUUAAACUCUUCUAGACUUGCUUUAGAAGUAACUGAUUUCCAUUGUACUUGUGAAUUUCUUGAUUUACUUCUGGGAAAGGUUGAAUUGAAUGAAAUCUUGCAGAUUAAGUCAUACUACAGUGCUAAGUUGGGUACAUGGCCUGGGGUCACACCUGUAAUCUGUCAUGCUGGAGCUGUCUCUUGAGGCCUGGGGACUGUCUUAUCUUAUCUUUGUAUUCCUUAAGCGUAAAAGAUACAAAACUUAAAAGAUGUCCAGCCUAAUUCCUGGAGUGUAGGAGUGUGCCCUCUGACUGAGCCCUGCUGCUCCCUGAGGGCACAGAACCCCUUCUGCAAUGGAGUUACUGCUCCUGCAGCCCCUGCUUGAGAGCAGCAGAGCUGAGAGCUUCUUGUCCCUGUGUGGCUGUUAAACACAGCACCAGUCCAGUGAGAUUGUCCUGGAAUCUUCCCCAAGGCCCGUGGGGAUAAUGCCAGUGUUUAACUCUUCCUACAAGGAUAAGCCCACUUUUCUCUUUGUCAGUCUCACUUUGCCCACUGUGGAUAAGCCUGGCACACAGAGAAACCUGCCCAGCAGCUGGGCUUCAGAAAGUCCAAUUAUUAAAGCAGAAUGUUUUCCUGGGCCUGUUCAGGAGUCACUCCUGGGCUGUACCUUGUGUUGUCUAACAGUUCAGAAUUUAAUGGCCUUGGCACAUCAUAAGAGAGAUGUUCAGCCAAUAAAGUACUGCCCCUGGGUUGAUAAUCCCAUGCUUCUGUCCCUGUGCUGGAGUAGUUUCCCCAAAAUUCAGCCUGCCAGGGUCCCGGUUCAACCAGGAGCAGCAUUUCCCCAGCCCACAGUGCCACUGCUGAUGUGCUUAAAGCCAGGCCUGUGCUGAGUGGGGCCCUCCUCUCUGAUUUCUGCUGUGCUAAUGAACCUGUGUGAUUAUUGCCUGUCACUAAAGCAAAUGUUUAUUAUCUGUUUAGUGCAAUAAUUCCCCCCCUGUCCCAAGUUUUAGCUCACACAGACACUUUGGUGUUGGCUGUUGCUUUGUGUUAUAGAACUAUACACAAAGGCUACGGUAAGGUUUAGUAUUUGUCAUUUUCUCUGGGCUAAUUCCUGGAUUUGGAAGGAACUCUUAAGGUUAAAGAUGGCUGGGGGGGUGUUUAGGUUCUUUGGUUAAUGUUUGUUUCUUUUGUCUGUUUCUUUUUCUUUCAUUUCUACACAUUCAUGCAGUAUUUCAUGGUUCUAACAAAGCAGCAGUAAAAAAAGCUCUUGAAGCAUGAAAAUUAACUGUUCUUUUCCCUGGUUCAGCCUGAACUAUAUACCAGGCCCUGCUGAAAAUACCACCCAACAGUUUUCUUCUGCAGCUUAUCCAGUUUCUCUUAAGUGCCCUGUACAUAUUGUAUGUUUUAUGAUGAGAUGCAGUUUCUUAAUAUGUAUUACAGAAACACUACUGGUAUUUGCAACUAUAUAGUAAAAUUGUUUUAUUGAACUCUCAUUUUGGGGGCUUGGGCACAUUAACAAAUUAAUCCACCUGUAUAGGGCUUUUGCUGUUGGAUAGAGUAAAACUCCCUCCACAACUGUUUGCUAGUAGGGCCCUGAGCACUCUGUGUGCAGAGCAGGCAGAGCAGGAAGCCCUGGGCUUAGCUGCCUGCAAGACUUUGGGCCACGAGUCCCCUGUGCCACGGCAGGUGGCAGCAGCAUUGUUGGUGCUCUAAGCUGGCACAUAUUGGAACAAAAGCAUUUUACUGCACAGGUAAGGAAUGUGCCAGCAUCCCUGUGUGUAUCCCAGCCACAGACACACCCCCAGCAUUCCCGGAGAGCCGCAGGGACCGCAUUCCAUGUGACACGUCAGCAAAAGCCCUACCCAAAACACCCAUCCCUUCUCUUUAAGUUUGCCAAAAUUUGUAUGGUAGGUGUAAAAGAAAACAUAGUGAACUGUACCAUAUUAUUAACCCCUAAAUCCAACUUUUUUUGUCUUGUGUAUCUUGAUUUUUCUGUGUGCUUUGUAGUGAAGCAGCCGACACGAGUCGUUGUUCAUAAAACAGCUUUUGAAAGUUGAGAGCACUCUCACCCCUGGAGAACCGACUGUGCUUGCUUACGUUUGGUUCAUGACUUAAAAAUCGAGUACAGGAGUCAUUCCUGAUGAGACUAAGGCUUUGUCUCUCUUGGCACCAGCUAAUGCCGUGGCAGGGCUGCUGCCCGGGGGUGGCCUGCUGCCCACUCCCAACCCUCUCUCUCAGAUUGGUGCUGUCCCUUUAGCUGCUUUAGGAGCUCCUGCUCUCGACCCUGCCCUUGCUGCUCUUGGGCUUCCUGGAGCAAACCUGAACUCCCAGUCUCUCGCAGCAGAUCAGCUCCUAAAACUGAUGAGCACAGUGGAUCCAAAGUUGAACCAUGUGGCUGCAGGUCUCGUGUCCCCCAGUCUGAAAUCAGAUACCUCCAGUAAAGAAAUAGAAGAGGCCAUGAAGAGAGUCCGAGAAGCACAGUCCUUAAUCUCUGCUGCUAUAGAGCCAGACAAAAAAGAUGAAAAACGAAGACAUUCGAGGUCGAGGUCGCGCUCGAGGAGGAGGAGGACACCUUCCUCAUCCAGACACAGACGCUCCAGGAGCAGAUCAAGGAGAAGAUCCCAUUCCAAAUCCAGAAGCAGGAGGCGAUCCAAAAGUCCCAGGAGAAGGAGAUCUCAUUCCAGAGAGAGGAGCAGGAGGUCUCGGAGCACAUCCAAAACCAGGGAUAAAAAGAAGGAAGAGAAAGAAAAGAAACGUUCUAAAACUCCCCCCAAAAGCUACAGCACAACCAGAAGAUCCAGAAGCACAAGCAGAGAACGGCGGCGCCGGCGGAGCCGGAGCGGGACGCGGUCCCCGAAAAAGCCCCGGUCUCCCAAACGGAAAAUGUCCCGGUCUCCGUCACCCAGAAGGCAUAAAAAGGAAAAGAAGAAGGAUAAAGACAAGGAGAGGAGCAGAGACGAGAGGGAGCGGUCAACGAGCAAGAAAAAGAAGAGCAAAGACAAGGAGAAGGAUCGAGACCGGAAAUCCGAGAGCGACAAGGAUGUGAAACAGGUCACAAGGGACUACGACGAGGAGGAACAGGGCUACGACAGCGAGAAGGAGAAGAAGGAGGAGAAGAAGGCGGCGGAUGCUCCCUCCCCCAAAGGGAAGGAGCCCGGAGCAGAGAAGGGCAGCGGGGAUCCGGGCAGGGAGUCCAAGGUGAACGGGGACGACCACCACGAGGAGGACAUGGACAUGAGCGACUGAGCCGCCCACAGCCCCUCCAGUGUGAUCCUUUAUGCUGUACUUGUUAAUCCUCAACCUAGAUGUAUCCAGCUCCGAGCUCUCCAUGGUCUGUCCAUCCCGAUACUAACUCACACCCAAAGCUUGAGACAGGGAUCCCCUGCUCCGGGGCCCAGCUGGGGCCGGGCCAGGCUGCAGGUCCCUCCUCCCUCCCUCCCUGCUUCCCUCCCUCCGGAGUGUCCCGGGCUGAGCCAGCAGGGCCCAGCAGGGCCCAGCAGUGUGGGGAGUGUGGCACGGCCCCUCUGUCCUGUGGGAAUGCCCUGGGAGUGUGGCACAGCCUCCUGUCCUGCAGCUGCCGGGGGCCUCCCGGGCACCCCGGAGCCGGCCUUGGAUCGCACCAGCUCUUUGUGCUCCUGGCUUGAGUUCUGGUUGUGAGCCAUGUGCUGGGCUCGUUGGGUUUGGUUUCCCAGUGCGUUUUGGUUGGCUUUGCCCAGGGUUCUGUGCCCUGACCUUCCUGAGGGCUCUCUCCACUGUUCAGUUCCACCCAGGGCGAGCUGGGAUGGUCUGACCUCGGGAAGGGGAAUCCUGGCUGUGCCCAGUGAGGGAGGGUUGGGGGAGCAGCUUCAGCCAGGGCUGGGGGCUCAGGAGCUCACCCGCUGCAGCAGGGAGUGCAUUUUAAAAUGACCUUGGUCUGUUUUUAAAGCAAGUCCAUUGAUAAUGUACUUUUUACUUGAUCUCAAGUUGUACAAACGGAUAAAUUUGUGUUCCUGUCCCGGCCGUUCCCUCCCUCCCGCACUCGGUGAUCCCAUGGUAUUUGCAGAGUAGUUACCCAAAGCUGUUCCUUAGUUCCAGCAGCUCCAGAGCUUUUACUUUUGUGCAGGUAAAGAGACAAAAGUAGCCGACAGUCUGUGCCAUGUCGAUGUACAGUUUCGGAAAAUGUUUUACAAAACUUUGAUAAUAAAACCCUGAAACUUCAACUCCUCUUCCU